Bombyx mori (domestic silkworm) is the source of this 2883-nucleotide messenger RNA. RefSeq lists its product as uncharacterized. The transcript is spliced from 8 exons. Bases 169 to 1197 code for a protein of 342 amino acids. Lineage: Eukaryota; Metazoa; Arthropoda; Insecta; Lepidoptera; Bombycidae. The record is from RefSeq and is a predicted model, not a curated record.
AAUCUGACACAUUAGUUUGUCAUGUAUCUAUGAUUUUUCCAGGAGUCCGAGAUCAGAGCUUCCGUGUCAUUUAUAUUGUAUUAUGUAGUAUUUUCAGUGCAGUUUAGUCGUUGUUCAUGCAUUUUUUAUCAGUGUCUGAUCACAGUCUUAAGUUCUAGAAGUGUUAAUAUGGCUAAUACAGAUUUUAGGAAGGACGUAACUAUGCCUGUUCGCCCCCGGAGCGUGUACACGGCACACUCUUAUAAUCAGGAGGAGUCGAAUUUAUCCGCUUUUCAAGAUUAUAGCAAAUUUUUGGAAGGUGGACUAGGUCAGGCUGAGCUCGUCGGAGCAACGGGAUGGCAGCCCCCCUGGCGUGCACCAUUGCAGCGAAAGGCCCCGUUUUAUCCCGGUGAUGAUAUUUAUCAUGCUGACACUUGGCGAGAGCUUGAGGUAACUGAUGUAAUGGGUGGCGCUGGCUAUAAUGCAUCGGUUACUCCGCAUGGUACUAUUUGUCUGAGGUUAAGAGAUAGGGUCAAGGUCGAUAUGACAAUGGACGGUGCAGUCAGAGUCACUAAUGCGAAGAAUAAUAUAAUAUUGGCGUUGUCCCGGUCUGGAGCUGCUGCGGCACUCAUACAUCCAAAUGGACGUGUGUACCACUAUGGAUCGAGAGUCGAGAUCCAAGCUCGCCACCAACAAGGCAACAAUAAGUACGCGAAAAUGUGGUAUAAAGGCGUAUCUUUCACUGCGGAACAAUGUGCACUGGUAUACUUGGUGGACGCCGCCGGUACUCGGACUACAACAGAUACAUUCCUCGACAUGAGUCAAGACUUCACUCUCAACGUUUUUUACAACGAGUCAAGGCACGGCCCGUCGUAUGUGAACGAGGCGUUAUCGCUGCUCCAAGCUGCGCAGUAUUGGCUUACCGACGACGGAAUUGACAACUGGAUCAUAAAUAACGUACGGGUCAGUCAAACUGCUGAUGGACUGGUCAGGAUCCAUAGGUGCAGUCACAAGUAUCAGCUGCGUACCAGUCCGAGCAAUGGUUCCGCUUCGAUCACCAGUCCGUUCCUCCACUGCACCGCGUCGCUCGGACAGACACAGCACCUGUUCGUUCGCCGCGGCGAGAGACGGAUGCAUUUCGACGGUAACUCGUUCAUAGUUCGCAACGCUGGUCACUCGGCCGGCUUUGAUGAUAAAAAUCAACUAAAAGUUUACUGAGCGGUGACCGCGAACCGCGAACCGCGCACAUUCUUUAGCGUCUUUCGUCUCAAGUGACAUCGUGUGAUUGUAUUCGAUAAACUAACUGGACUACAGUGUGUGCUUAGUGCGAAUUUUCUAACGUCCUCGAUAUCGAUAGCGUAAAAGUUAGCUCAUAUUUGUAUGGAAUGGGAUCGUUUGCGUACGUUUGCCGCUAGGGGCGCUGUUCCAAAUGCAUACAAAACUUUUACGCUAUCGAGUACUUUAAGAAACUCGCACUAAACACACUGGUUUACUUUUUUUGGUCGUAUGAAGGAGAACGCACUCUAAUAAUUUUGCUUUACGGUAAAUGUGGCGUUGAUUUUUUUGACAACGUAAAUUACGAAAACAUAUAUUGUGGGACCGUUUGAGUGCCGUUGUAUAUUUUUUUAAAUUUCCGAUUUUCUAUAUCAAAAAGGAUAAUAAAAUUAAUUGAUCUUUUAGUACAAUUGUCUUGUAGAAAUCGCACAUACGCUGCGAUAACGUCACUUAUGCAAAUUAUGUAAUUUUUCGUGAGAGGCGUUGGGAAAUCAAUAUCUUAUUUAAUAAAUAACUCUUAUGUAGUUCUGCUAGACUAUAGAAAUAAAAUAAUAUUUAAACUACAAUUUUAAACUUUAUCAGUAAAAGCAAACAUCUCUCGCGUCUCACUAAUAACUAUUAAAAAACGUAUUGUCUCAUACUCAGUGCAGUGUUAACGAAAAUUACGUGACUUUAAAGCGGCGUAUGUGCGAAAUGUUUUUGGUACGCUCUCCAGUGCUUUAAGAUUUUCUAUAAAGUGCCGCCAUCUCGCGGCGAAUUUUCAAAUUACAAUGGAAACGGUUCUGUUUCCGGAAAGCUGUGUUAGCGUGCGUUCCCAGUUUUCCACCAGAGAUGGACAAGUUGUUUCUAAAGUAUAGUGUAGAAAUGGAUAUUUUAUUUGAAAACUUCAAGGCUAUUUUAAUUUGUUCGAAUAACCCGUAACGCUACUGAGCUCAUUUAAAAUAUUAUUUUAAAAAUGUACACAUUUCUCUAUCACGAACUUAAGUGUGAGAUCAUCAAACGUGCAGAAAGUCUGUCUGUAAUAUUAUUAGCCCUGUACAUUUUUUAUCUAUACACUAUUAUAUUUUGUAACUGUAUUUGAAUUUAGUGUUGCAUUCAAUAGUAUAAUAUGAAUUUAUUACCAAACAUUUUGUCGUAAUAUUAGGUUUAUGUGAGCAGCCGCGAUGUCAUUACAUAUUUGUGUUAAUGGCUGUUCUUAGUUUUGGACUCUAUCUUCUCAUACAUUUUAGGUUUACAUUAAAUACACCGGUCAACCAGUUUAUUAAUGAAAUUCCGAUUUCAAACAUUCGUACUGAAAAAAUGCCGUAACUUCGAAGGUGGUCCGUUAUCAUGCUCUAAUCCCCAAAAACUGCUUCACUAAUUACUACAUAUUAUCCUUUACUUUAUUCCUUUGUUCUAAGUUCAGUUAAUUUCAUCUUUUGUAAAUGUUUUCAUAGUGGACAUCAGUCUUAUACCUAAGUGUUUUUUUAACUUUGUCGAGCUCAGUAGCAAGGUGCCACAUAGUGAUGCCACUCUUUCCUCUCUGGUUUUUUUUUUGUUGUUGUACAAGACGACUCGUCCAUGGUGUUAAUUUUAGUUAAAGUUCAAGUAUGAUGUGAAGAGAAUAAAAGUAUAUGACUGUUAUAAAAA